ACAACAACUUUAUCAGGAAAAAGUCAUAUACUCAAAUAAAUAAUAUAUAAAUGAGACAGAGUUAGGAAAAAAACAAAAGAUGUGAGAGUAAAAGGAGGGAAGAGUGGGAGCAACGGGUGAGUGAAAAGUGUGAGAAAAUGUCUAACCCUCAAGACCAGAAACCAUGGAAAGCGGAAUACGCGAAGUCUGGGAGAUCUUCAUGCAGGACGUGCAAGAGCCCCAUUGCCAGCGAAACGCUGCGUCUCGGGAAGAUGGUUCAAUCCACCAAAUUCGAUGGCCUCGUGCCCAUGUGGAACCAUGCUGCUUGCGUAUUGAAGAAAGCCAAUCAGAUAAAAUUAGUUGAAGAUGUUGAAAACUUAGAGUCACUUCGUUGGGAAGAUCAGCAGAAGAUCAGAAAAUACAUAGAGAGUGGCGGCGGUGGCGGCAGCAGCAGUGGCGGGGGCAGCGCGGCAAAGUCAGACUCCAAGACUGUCAAAGAUACUAAAUGUGGUAUUGAAGUUUCACAAAAUUCUCGUGCCACAUGCAAGGAUUGCGGUCAAAAAAUUAUCAAAGGAGAGGUUCGUAUAUCUACUAAGCAAGGUGGUCAAGGUGCUAAAGGUUUGGCUUGGCACCAUGCCAAGUGUCUCAUCGAUCUGUCACCAUCAAUUGAAGUGGAUAAGUUAUCUGGAUGGAACAAUCUCUCAUCUUCUGAUCAAUCAGCUGUCAUUGACUUCGCUAAAAAGGGUGGUAGUGAUACAAAAAUUGAGACUGAGGAGGGUAAAGAAUCCACACCACAACAAACUUCCAAAGGUGGCAUAAAACGGGGGAAGGAUGUUGAUAGUGAGCGGAAAUCAAAAGUUGCUAAGGCCAAGGGAGAUGUGUCUGUGGGCAGCGCAAUGUCAGUGAAAUCAGGGGAAGCAUGUGAUCUGGAGAAGAAAAUGGAGACCCAAAGCAAAGAACUCUGGGAUUUGAAGGACGAUCUCAAAAAGCACGUUACAACAACAGAGUUGCGUGAAAUGUUGGAAGCCAGUGGUCAAGAUUCAACAGGAUCAGAACUUGAUUUACGUGACCGCUGUGCUGAUGGAAUGAUGUUUGGAGCACUUGAUCUUUGCCCAAUAUGUUCUGGCUUUCUGCGUUACUCUGGAGGAAUGUACCGGUGCCAUGGAUACAUUUCCGAGUGGAGUAAAUGUUCUUACUCUACCUGUGAACCAAAACGUAUUGAAGGGAAGUGGAAAAUCCCAAAAGAAACAAAUAAUCAGUACCUUAAAAAGUGGUUCAAAUCUCAAAAAGGGAAGAAACCAGUUAGGAUAUUGCCUCUUCCAUCACCAAGGAAAUCUGCUGAAAGUCAAAUGAUUGCUAGUCAGCAUCAAUCAUCAAAUAGUGGAAAUUUACGAGAUUUGAAAGUUGCUAUCUGUGGAUUACCUAAUGACUCUAUUGCGGAAUGGAAAUGCAAAAUUGAUGGCAUAUGUGGGAUGUUUCAUGCAAAAGUAAAUAAAGAUACUAACUGCUUGGUGGUUGGUGGAUCACUCAAUUAUGAAGCUGAGAUGCGGAAGGCAAGGAGGAUGAAAAUACCAAUAGUCAGAGAGGACUAUUUGAUUGACUGCUUAGCAAGAAAGAAAAGGCUUCCAUUUGAUAUGUACAAGGUUGAAAUGAUUGGUGAGGCUUCUAGCAUGGUCACCAUUAAAGUGAAGGGACAUAGUGCUGUUCACGAGGCUUCUGGCCUACAGGAUUCCGGCCACAUACUUGAGGAAGGGAAAAGCAUAUAUAACACAACUUUGAAUAUGUCUGAUUUGUCUACUGGUAUUAACAGCUACUACAUUCUCCAGAUAAUCCAAGAAGAUAAGGGGUCAGAUUGCUAUGUGUUUCGUAAAUGGGGCCGAGUUGGAAAUGACAAGAUUGGAGGAACAAAGCUGGAGGAAAUGUCAAAAUCUGAUGCAGUAUGUGAAUUCAAACGAUUAUUCUAUGAGAAGACUGGAAACCCUUGGGACGCAUGGGAACAAAAGACUAUCCAGAAGCAACCUGGAAGAUUUUUCCCAUUGGAUAUUGACUAUGGAGUUAACAAACAGGUCUCAAAAAAGGAAAAAAAUGAUGUCGACAGCAAACUACCUCCUCCAUUAAUAGAAUUGAUGAAGAUGCUCUUUAAUGUGGAAACAUACAGAGCUGCCAUGAUGGAAUUUGAGAUCAAUAUGUCUGAAAUGCCACUUGGGAAAUUGAGCAAAAGCAACAUCCAAAAGGGGUUUGAAGCAUUGACAGAGAUACAAAAUCUGUUAAAAAUUAGCAAUCCCGAUCCAUCAGUCAAGGAAAGCUUACUUAUUAAUGCCAGCAAUCGGUUCUUCACCAUGAUCCCUUCUGUUCAUCCACAUAUUAUUAGGGAUGAGGAUGACUUUAAGUCCAAGGUGAAAAUGUUAGAAGCCCUUCAAGACAUUGAAAUUGCCUCAAGAUUAGUUGGAUUUGAUGCCAACAAUGAUGAUUCCAUUGAUGAUAAUUAUAAGAAGCUUCACUGUGAUAUAUCUCCACUUCCUCAUGAUAGUGAAGAGUUUUGUUUAAUUGAGAAGUUUCUCCAUAAUACUCAUGCCCCCACACAUACGGACUGGAGUCUUGAGCUAGAAGAAGUUUUUUCACUUGAAAGGGAAGGUGAAUUUGAUAAGUUUGCUCCUUACAGGGAUAAACUUGGAAACAGAAUGCUCCUAUGGCAUGGUUCUAGGUUGACAAACUUUGUGGGCAUUCUUAGCCAAGGACUCAGAAUUGCACCUCCUGAAGCCCCCGCGACUGGCUAUAUGUUUGGCAAAGGGGUUUACUUUGCUGACCUGGUCAGCAAAAGUGCUCAGUAUUGCUUCACUGAUAAGAAAAAUCCUGUUGGUCUAAUGCUUUUGAGUGAAGUUGCACUUGGAAAUGUCUAUGAGCUCAAGAAAGCGAAGUAUAUGGAUAAACCUCCUGAAGGAAAGCACUCUACUAAAGGACUGGGCAAGAAAAUGCCUCAGGAAUCAGAAUAUGUAAAGUGGAGGGGCAAUGUCACUGUUCCUUGUGGCAAACCAGUUCCAUCAAAUGUCAAGAGUUCUGAGCUCAUGUACAAUGAGUAUAUUGUUUAUAAUACUGCUCAAGUUAAGAUGCAAUUCUUGUUGAAGGUGAGGUUUCAUCACAAGAGAUGAGGACUGGUGAGAAGUUUGCUGUUCUGGGGUAUCAUCUAUACUAAGCUGUUUUUUGACCAUGACUUGUACGUAGUCCAUCUGGGACAUCUGGGAUUUUCUAGAAUUGUCUUUGGUAAGGUCUCAUUUUGAGUUGAUAGGAGAUCUUUCUACGUUUUUUUUUAGGACAUGUAAGUCCAGGAAUCUAUCUAGUUGAAACUCGCCACUUAGAACAGAAAUAUCCCAUGCAAUUUGUGAUCUGGUUAUCUGUAUAGAACUAUUAUUUUAAUCUCAAACUUUUUAUUGAGCUCUUCCAUUUUUA
Molecule: messenger RNA, 3426 nt
Organism: Glycine soja
Lineage: Eukaryota; Viridiplantae; Streptophyta; Magnoliopsida; Fabales; Fabaceae
Product: poly [ADP-ribose] polymerase 1-like
Exons: 20
Coding region: 138-3128 (996 amino acids)
Cellular component (GO): nucleus
Molecular function (GO): NAD+ poly-ADP-ribosyltransferase activity; DNA binding; NAD binding
Source: RefSeq, a predicted model, not a curated record